UUCAGUUUCCAUUGAACUGCUGCUGCGAUCGGUCAACCGAUGUGAAUGAGCCGCGUUACUGGCGCCAUCUGAAAUUCGAGUUCGCGAGAUAAAAACCGCGAGAAGACAAAGAACACCGCAAAAAGCCGAUGUAAACAAAGAGAUAUAGUUAGUUCUGCAUUUUGCAAGAAAACUUUAUCACAUUACACGCGAAUCGAAACGGAUACUUGUAUGUGCACAAAGUGAAAUCAGCUGGACAACAAGAUUUAGUUAGGUGCUGGAGUGCCGAUUCUGCCGCCUAAAGUGCCAAAUAUUCAAAGUGAACUAUCAGAAGCAACCAUGAUGAGUGGCCAGCCACUUGGCUCGAGGGUUUGGCUGUUGUCCGGAGUGCUAUUAGUGACAUUUGCUGGGACAGAUGCCUACGGAUUUGGACGUUGCCCGAAUUAUCCAUCGAUGCCAAAGUUUAACAUGAGUCGGGUCCUUGGACACUGGUACGAGGUAGAGCGCUCUUUUUACCUUCCGGAAAUCGCCUCCGGAUGCACCACCUUUCAGUUUGAGCCGUACAACAAGGGCGAACAAUCGAAGUUUUCCAAUUUCAAGCUGGCUGUGGCCAUUAAAAACAUUAAUCGCAUAACUGGUAAUCCGAAUGUGAACAUUGGCUAUGCAACACCAGAAAACAGCCGAUCCUCCAUCAUGGAUUUUAAGUUUACCACCCGAUUUCCGGACGUGAUUGCCCGACUACUGCCAGGUUCCGGAAAGUACCAGGUGCUAUACACAGACUACGAGAACUUCGCCAUCUUGUGGUCCUGCGGCAGCAUUGGCUCACUGGGUCACUCCGAUCAGAUCUGGAUUCUUGGACGUGAUCGGGACUUCGAGGUGGAUAUCCGAUCCAAAGUGUACGACGUGUUGAAGCGGCUCUCUCUGGAUCCGGAAAGGCUCAUCAUCAGCAAAAACAAACAAUGCCCCGAGGCGCUGUAGGAAGCUCCUCCAGCGUCUCAUCCCCCAUCUAUAUGUUUAAGUUCAUUCGGUUAAGGAACAAAUUACAUUUGAUGCCUAAUCAAUUAGGCUGCUGUGAUAUCGAGGAGUGUGAAUCGGCGGAGAGAGGCGAAGCAACGCAAAUACAGAAACAAAAAACAAGAGU
Drosophila melanogaster (fruit fly) is the source of this 1120-nucleotide messenger RNA. It is a transcript of the gene GLaz, whose product is annotated as glial lazarillo. Gene Ontology annotation, biological process: response to stress. Lineage: Eukaryota; Metazoa; Arthropoda; Insecta; Diptera; Drosophilidae. The transcript is spliced from 5 exons. The coding region runs from base 319 to 957 and encodes 212 amino acids. The record is from RefSeq and is marked reviewed.